Caenorhabditis elegans is the source of this 2138-nucleotide messenger RNA. RefSeq names its product BED-type domain-containing protein (gene bed-2). The coding region runs from base 4 to 1632 and encodes 542 amino acids. The transcript has 7 exons. Gene Ontology annotation, molecular function: DNA binding. NCBI's taxonomy places the organism in Eukaryota, Metazoa, Nematoda, Chromadorea, Rhabditida, Rhabditidae. The record is from RefSeq and is marked reviewed.
AGAAUGACAUCGCUUCUCGGAGGCAACUUCACAGAAGCUCUGCACACAGUGCUUUCCAAUCAGCUUAACGUCAUGUCGCAAAAGACGUCGGAUUCCGAGGCUCCAACGACAUUCAGCUCAUCGUCUUCAAGUGAUUCACCGCCAUAUGACCCAAUGUCGCUGGUUUCUGCAGGAAUUUCUGAUCAAAAUGGAUUAAUGGACAUGUUCAAGGAUGGAUUGUUUGCCACACUCGUACCACCAACAGAUGUCGCGAAUUCGGACACGGCGAGCUCCGAGUCACCGGAGCCAGCGGCUCAAUCGCAUGAGGCUGCCGAGGAAACAGGAGGAACAGAAGAGCAACAAGCCGCCGCCCUCUCACUGAUCCAAUCAUUCGGCACGCCGAUCCCAUCAAAAUUCGAAGACAUUGAAUCCCAGUUCUUCUCCGAGGCCACAAUUCGUGACCUGAUGCCUGUUCUCGCGUCUGUACAAGGAUCCCCACCACACAAUCAGAAUCAGCUCAGCUUCGGAUCCACGUCAUCACCGUCGGCGUGGGCGAGGAAUGCCGGAAGGAAGAAGUCGCAUCCAGUUUGGGAUUUCUUUAAGGAUAUGAAGGAUAGCACCGGUGCCGGUGGAGUCAUCUGCCUACACUGCUCGUGGAGCGGCGACGAUCGGAGCCCGAACAACCUGCGAACACAUCUCAAGAAGUUUCAUUCGGACGACGGGAUUUUCAAUCGAUUCAGCGAGAAGUUGGCUAAGACUCCAACCCAACCGUACGUGAAGCGUGUCCGUGGCGGAGCCGGAUCCAGCUCCUCGCUGCCCUCCAUGGUAAAAAUGGACCAAAAGCCCAUGCUCGACUCGAUGGCCUUCCUGCAACAACUUCAGCAAUCGGGAUCCCUGACAGAAGCCGACUUCUCCUCAUUUGCCAACGGUUCCUCACUCAACUUCCUCGACUCGUUGCCCAAAUCCUCAGAGGUGAUCAACAUUAACAGUGGAUUUGUGAAGAAGGAGGAGAUGGAGGAAGACACUGAAAAUCAUGUGGAGGCCGCAUCCUCCUCAAGCUCCGAUGAGCGCAUCAAGUCAGAAACCCCAGACACAUAUGGAUCGCCGAACACCUCCACCACUGAUCAGAAUGAGCAACUCGCCGCCUUCGUGAGCAGUCUCUCUAACUCCAAUCCAAUGAUGUUCGCGAUGCUCAACGCGGCCGGCAACUCGACAUCCUCGGCACCAGCACCUCCAAAAUCGAGCACAAGCCAACAAAGAUCCAGCUCACCACCAUCCGCGCACGACACAUCGAAUGGUUCAAUGUCACCGUCAAAAGUGGACAAGGAUCCAUCGUCGUUCUCACUGAGCGAGGGACACUGUGCCGCUCAGCUCAUGUCGAUGGCACUUGACUUGGAAAUGACAAUGUCCUAUCACAAACGACGAUCCGAGAUUGAGCUGUGUUUUGAGAGCAAUCGGACUGUCGAUGAGUCACAGGGAGCCGCUUCUCGAAAAGUUAUAUGUUUGACUGAUCUUGGAAAGGAGAUCAAAAUUACGGAACGAAUAAACGGAAGCGUAAAAGACACGGAACUUUGGGUGAAGACGGAUUUCAAUCAAUUCCAUUGGGCGAUACGUGGAAAAUGUCAAAAAUGUUUUAAUAAGAAUAGCUCUUAAUUUAUCGAUUACCUGUUAUUAAUAUAUAUCGUCGCUUUAUUACAACCAUUCCUUUUCUUAAAAAUUUUAAACUAUAAUACAUAUAUUCCUCUUUGCAAAUGAUGAGACGUCUCUUGUCUCUUGUCUCAGCAGCCGACGCUUCCCGGGUUCCGCCACUUGUAGUGAAACCCCGCAGCAGCCGACGCUCUCCACAACCCGUGAGACGUCGGCCGCCUGGGCCAAGAGACGUCUCGUCGCCAACCCACUCUUUCCUCAUGCGCUGGUCGUUUUUGUGUACACUCUAAUAUACCUGACACACACUUUUGUGCCCUAUUCCCCCCAAAUAAAAAACUACUCAAAAAAAUUUUCCUUAUCAAGAUUACGGUAAUAUUGUCACGCCCCCUUAAAUAUCAUGAACAUUUCCAUCGCCCCUUCCGCCUAACUAGGAACUUUAUACCUUUAUUUUAUUACAAAAAAUGCCUUCUCUCUGUGUUUUAUAAAUUUGAAAACAUAAAUUUUAAUUGUUU